Sitodiplosis mosellana (orange wheat blossom midge) is the source of this 3197-nucleotide messenger RNA. RefSeq names its product ubiquitin-conjugating enzyme E2 variant 1 (gene Uev1A). Bases 655 to 1089 code for a protein of 144 amino acids. The record is from RefSeq and is a predicted model, not a curated record. Gene Ontology annotation, cellular component: nucleus. Lineage: Eukaryota; Metazoa; Arthropoda; Insecta; Diptera; Cecidomyiidae. Gene Ontology annotation, biological process: DNA damage tolerance; protein K63-linked ubiquitination. The transcript is spliced from 4 exons.
UGUUUAGGUGUGUGUGUGCGUGAGUACAUACGUAAAAGAUAAAAGAUUUGAAUUCGCUGCAUCACGAUCCUUGUCGAAAGAGAAGAAGAAAAGAAAAACAGCGAUUGUCGACUGUGCGACAGAAGAAAACAACAAAUAGGAUUUGACGGGCGAAUAAAGAAAAUUAUCGUCUAGCUGAAAUAAACAUUCAAUAGAUGAUGUUUUAUUGCCAUUAAAUUGUUCGAAAGUGUUGCAGUCGCAAUUUGAGUAAAAAAAAACGCAGAAAAUAAAUUGCAAAUUGAAAAGUAUAGAAACCGAAUCGUAUUCACCACACGUAUCGUGUACAGAUUGUCGCAGUGGAAUAAGGAAUCAUCAAAUAAUUGGAAAGAAUUCCGUGUUCGCCAUCGAACGAAGAAGAAGAGAAAAAAAAGUACUGCGAAUAGAGACCGGGUGUUGGUAGUGUGUAGUAGAUGUAAUAAGCAACAGCAACACUAGCUCUCAUCCCGAGUAGUAGCCGUGUGUGUUGUGUGUAUCUGAAUUCAGUGUAUUUGCUUCGCUAUACACAUAUAUAUAUAUAUAUAUAUAUAUAUAUAUAUACCGACGACGAUAUUUUUUUUGGUGUCUCUCAACAAAAUUUUUGUUAUAUUGUCAUUGAUUGACUGAAAAAAUUUCAUCAUGGCGAAGCAAACGACCGGUGUUGUGGUUCCACGGAAUUUCCGACUUCUAGAAGAAUUGGAACAAGGUCAAAAAGGUGUUAGCGAUGGCACAAUUUCAUGGGGUCUUGAAAACGACGAUGACAUGACUCUCACUCACUGGACUGGUAUGAUCAUUGGACCACCACGGACUCCAUAUGAAAAUAGAAUAUACUCACUGAAAAUAGAGUGCGCCGAAUCGUAUCCAGAUGAACCACCAAUGAUUAGAUUCUUAUCCAAAAUUAACAUAAAUUGCAUUAAUCAAAGUAAUGGUGUGGUCGAGCAUAGACUGGUUCCGAUGCUCACUCGAUGGAAUCGUGAGUACACGAUCAAAUCAACACUGCAAGAAAUUCGUAGAAUAAUGACGUUGAAAGAUAAUUUAAAAUUGGCUCAACCACCAGAAGGAAGCUGUUUUUAGUUUGUAUAUAAAGGUGUUUAUCACACAGCAACCACUCUGAAGCGACAAAACCGAUUUAUAGAAUUCAGAAAAAGAAGAAGGGCGGGAUAUUAAUUGGGAUGAAAAGAAAGAGAGAAAACAAAGAAAAUGUUGCAAACAAGAAAAACAACAACAAACAAAAUUAAACAGAGCAAGGAAGUUUUUAAAAGGAGGAAAGAGUAAAAAAUGGAAAAAUUUGAAAGGGGAAAAUUAUUGAUGACUGUAAUUACUUUUGUUCGAUUGAUUUGCAAACUUAUAAAUAUUACUAAAUAAUUUAAUCACAAGAAGAUAAACAGAAGAAAAAAAACCAAAAAAAAAAAAUCAAGUUAAACAAACUGAAAGCAAAACAACUUUCAACUGAAAUAAACUGUUAUGAACCACUCGUUUCUGCCACCACUAACAUCUUGAGUGCACAUUAAACAAAAGCCCAUUUAAAAAAAAGAAACAUAAACUACUUAAACAUUUGUUUGUAGACCAAUUAAAAUUAAUGUUUGUCAUAAUGAAGAUUCAGAUAACGAAAAAGUAACAACAAGAAAACCGCAUCCGAAUUUCAUAUGAAAACAACACAACAACAGAAAAUUACCAUUUAAUAUUUGAUGAUAUUUUUUGUUUGUUCUGAAAACCUUCUUCUUUCUCUGAACCAACAAGAAAAAACAAACUUUAAACAAAAAAUACAUCCAAAAAAAACAUGCAACACACACUGUUAAGGCGAAUAAAGUAAUUUAACCGAACAAAAAAAAAACACACAGAAAAAACGUUUAGUAAUUUGCUUUAGAUUUAAUAAAUGUUUUAAGCACUAUUUAAACACGGAAAAAUGAAAAACGCAACUGGAAUCGCAACACAUUUGAUGAAUUUCUUUAAAGCAGGGCCAGCUUUACUAUUAUUAUAUAUUUAAUUAAUUAUGAUAAAUUAUAAUGAUUUUGAAAGUAAAUGGCAAAACACACACACAAACAUCGCAUCGAAAGAGAUGGCAGAAUCAUUAUUCUUUUUAGACCACAAAUUUAUUGAGCAAAACAAACUUAUCGACUAACAUCCACAUUAGUAUGAAUAAAAAAAUUAAUGAAAGAGAAAUAAAAAUGAGCAUAAAAUCACACGCAAAAUGCAAUAAAAAAAAAGUCAUCAAAUUUCCAAUUAGGCCGCCGUUGAGGGCGAGAGAAGCAAAAAAUCACAUAUAAACACACACACAAAUUGCAGCAACUUAAAACGUUCGAUUCAAAUAUCUUUGUUUGCCUUAAAGUAUUCGCACGUAAACGUAGUUCCAACCAUUUUUUUAAAACAACAAAAGAAUAUCAACUAUCAGAUGAAGUUUCUUGGUUUCUUUUUAAAAAACAAACAACAACACAAAAGAAGAAAAAAAAAUUUACAAAAAAUUUAAUAAUAAUAAUAUUCUUGGUUUCUCUUACUGUUGCUUCGAUGAGAACAGUAUGCUACCGUUACAAAAUCAGGCGGCACACACUGCAGUUUUUGCCGUGAUUUGAACCACUGAAAAAAAACAUCAAAAAACACACACGUACACAUGCCAAGAAUCCGAAGCCUAUACAAUCGGAUGAAUCAUUGAGAUUAAUCUGCUAAAUUGCAAUUUAAUCGAAAUGGUCAUUCAAAAGUGUCAAUUGAAUGAUAGCGUUAGACGUCGAUCCUCAGAAUUUAUGAAAGGAUAGCUAAGGUGGAUGCCACUGAAAAUGACUCAUUCAGACCGAUUUCGCUAUUCCAUAUCAAUUUUAGUCGAUUCGUUUUGUUUGAAAUCAUUUUCGAUUAAAAUGCCAUCCUUGAUUCAAUUGUUCGAUUGCAUACACUUCGCAGUCUUGGCUCAUUUCACCUCCCCCUCCACGAAAGGGCAAGUGUAUUACAAAAUCGUUCAUGCACCAAAUUCUGACCAUUUCAGCUUUAACGAAUUAGAUGCAUUACAAUGUGAGAAAAAAAGGGGAAAAAACAAUUUAAAGAAGAAAAACAAAGAUGAUGAAAAAUGGAAAAAAUAAAAACAUUGCAUGGAUAAAGCACGAGCGACGAAACACUUGUUUCUCUUACUUUGAUAGGUAACAACAUUGUUAUUAAAUAUAUUUGAAUGAAAUAAAUGAACUGAACGGAAAUGG